AUGACUAAAUCCAAGUCAACCCUAUUUUCGCUCACAAAGAACCCAGUCGGGCCAGAUGGCCAGCCUCUGCGACGAUCUGAACGUCUCAAGAUCACCGAGAGCAAGGACGAGCUCUUCAAAGAGCAUCAGAAGGAUGAAGGCAUCAACUACGAGAGGCGUGUGCUGUAUAACCCUGAGAAGAAAAAGUUCUUCAAGCUCUACGCUGUCAGAGCAGUCGACGUCAAGCUUGACAAUCUGUGGCCAGGAAGAAUUGUCAAAGCAAUCGAUUGUUAUCCUCAGACAGACACGAAAGCAGAACCUUAUGAUGGAACUAUCGGCAAAACUACCAUAGCAGGUCCAAUCGCCGCCAAGUUCCGCUACAUGAUUGUCGUGUGGAGAACAGAUGCUGGCGUGGCCGCUAUCCCACUCUAUACCCUGGAUGAAGCCAAACUGCGCCAGACCAGGAUGGAUGAAUAUGUCAGUGUCUCUACAUUACCUCUCUGGCGCGGCAACACCCCCUGGGCCGGAAUGCCUAUACUUGCAAAGUUCAACAAAGAGUACAACUGUGAACCAAAAUGUUACGCUGAUCUGUCCCGACCCCACUGGAUCAGUCAGUGGGAGACUAUUUACGACGAUGUUGGCCGCAUCGAGGGUGGAGAAUACAGCAGACUGAUGGAUCUUCUCACCAUGAAGGAGCGAGAAUCCAGAACCGCUGCUUUUGCCAAGUUCGAUACGAACGACGGCAACUCUGAGCCAUGGUCACCUUGGAGGCCUGAUCACGAACACCAGCCAAAACCUGGUGUUAGAUUUGCCAAUGAAAAGUCGAGAAGGAUGAGCAAGAAGAAGUUCCAGCGGGUUUGA
Aureobasidium melanogenum CBS 110374 is the source of this 840-nucleotide messenger RNA. RefSeq lists its product as uncharacterized. Bases 1 to 840 code for a protein of 279 amino acids. The record is from RefSeq and is a predicted model, not a curated record. NCBI's taxonomy places the organism in Eukaryota, Fungi, Ascomycota, Dothideomycetes, Dothideales, Saccotheciaceae. The transcript has a single exon.